Schistosoma intercalatum is the source of this 3082-nucleotide messenger RNA. The record is from the annotation of a GenBank genome assembly. Lineage: Eukaryota; Metazoa; Platyhelminthes; Trematoda; Strigeidida; Schistosomatidae.
AUUGGAGUACACACAAUUAUUGAAGACUGAAGAAUAAUGGAUCUAAUUUGAGAUUUGACGUUGCGUGAUGCCUGAGGUCGUUCCAAGUAGAGUUGUUAGCUUUACGAGUGAAGAUAAAGCUUUUCCUGCAUCCAACCUUUUAAAAGGGUCGUCAUUCUCAAAAUGGUGUUGUGUAAGUGGUGGAAGCAGGCAAGAAGCUGUAGAAUUGAGUUUUUCCGAACCUAUUGAAAUUUCACGUUUAGAUAUUGGGAAUAAUGGUUCUGCCUUUAUCGAAGUGCUGGUGCGAAGAUCUGCUUCAUCGGACGACUCAUCGGUACUCCUGCCAUCCUCUUCUUUUAUGUCUCCAGUAGAUGCGAAAAACGAAACGAACCUUAACCGUGUCCGGGUAUUUAGUGGUGAUCAGUUUAUAAAAUCUAUAGCUUGCCAGAAAUGGGAUCUAGUCAAAUUUGUUUGCUCGCAACCGUUUAACAAAACUUUACAGUAUGGCAUUUCUUUCGUUUUCUUCCACACUCCAGCUAAUGCGAAUCCAGCAGCCGACGAUAAAAACAUUAAAGUAGAUAGCUUACUGAAUGACGAAGAAUCAGACUCAACUCAAUUCAAACCAGGUUCACUCUUUCAGGCUUCACGCCAGACAUCUUGUGAUAAAGACAAUUCACAGCCCAAGUCAUCAAUUUCAGAUAAAUUAAAUGCUUUGAAACAUUCGUCUAAUUUAAUUCAGAACGCGAAUACGUCAAGUUCAUUACUUGUGAGUCGACCAGACGAUCAUCAUAGUUCCUCUAAAGCCAGUACCAGUUCUCACCAGUCUCACUCAAGACCUUCUCCCACCAACACAGGCAUAAUACGUUCUUCACAGUCUUCUCGCAUAUCAAAGAACAAAGAAGAAUAUAAACAAUCAAAAACAUCUCAUUCAACCCAAAAACCUUUAUCAAAUGUUAUUCUGACUUUGAGUGGUUAUCAAAAUCCCUUAAGAAGUCAAAUCAGAGACAAAGCCCUGGAACUUGGUGCCAAGUACAGACAAGAUUGGGGUCCAGAUUGUACACAUUUGAUCUGUGCAUUUCCAAACACACCUAAAUUCAAUCUAGUUAAAGGUAAAGGUAUAAUUGUUUCCGAUAAAUGGAUUACACAAUGCUACGAAACUAAAAGUAAUGUACCUUGGCGUAGCUAUAGAGUUGGACGUGCACCUAGUCCACCGAAUACUGCAACUCUAUCUUCUACAUUAAAUCAGUCUUUAAAUGAUGAUGAUGAUGAUGAUGAUGAUGAUGAUGAUGAUGAUGAUGGUCAGUCUCCGAAAUCCAAAUCAUCAGUUCAUAAAACUAACCUUAGACUACGAGGAAAGAAAAAAUCAGAUGAUGACGACUGGCAACCAGGUUCUUCUGAUGAAGAAGCGGAUAAUGAUGACGACGAUGACGAAUUCCAGGAGACUGACGAAGACGAAGAUAAUGGAGAAGAAGAAGGAAGUGAUGAGGACUUAUCUGAUGAAUCGAAUCGAAGAAGAAAGCGUAAAUCAAAAACUAACAUGACUGCUAACGAUCCAGAAGAUGAAAAUACAGAUGAUGAAAUUCAAAGAGUCAUGACAUCGAGUCGUAAUCAGUUGUCGGUCGUUCAUGAAGAUGAGGAUGAGGAAACUAUUAAAGAAUCACUUAUGAACAGUCUUCCCGAUAUAUUUAUGAAUAAACACUUCUUUAUUCAUAACAAAUCAAUUCCUAAUGACGAAGAAUCUUUAAUUAAACGAUUAAUUGUUGCGUUUGCUGGUGAAGUAACUACUUCCAUGAAUUGGAUGUUCAUUUCGUUGUGCUAAUGAUAUGUGGCUACCUGGACCGGAUCAUAUAUGUGCCUGGUACUACUUUGUAGCCGACUGACUUCAAACUAAACUAUAAUGCCAAAAGAAAGCAACUGCAUUGGUUACCUGAAUGGAAUUUCCAUUCUUCUGGUCCUAAAUCUUUAACAUUGAAUUUUAAAAAGUGAUUGAUUGUUAUUUAAAGCAUUGAUAAUUAUUGAAUAAAAGUUCUGUACGUCAUUCAUUAUACAUCAAUUAAAAAUUAAAACUCUAUCAGGUAUAAUUAUUGCUCUACACGUCAAAUUGCUAAUUGAUUUCACUGAAAAUCUAUCAUAAUAAUAAGACAUUUAUGUUUAUUGACUCCUUGAUUAAUUAUCAGUGGUCAGUGAAAUGUUAUUGUAACUUUAUCAGUUGAUCAUCAGCCUAUCGAUCUUGUAUAAACUAUUUGAUAGGUGCACAUACUUGUGAAGUGUACAGAAUCUUGUGUCGAUGACCUCUGAUUAUAUUGUACAUUGUUCUCGAUUACCGCGAUUCAAGAAUUGAUCGUAUUAAUUGGUAAUAUUUCCUUCUUAUUAAUGUUCUUGUAAUUCUUGGUAUACCUUAGCACCUCACACACACAUAUAUAUAUAAAUAUACGAGAAACUGUCACGAAUCCAACGUAGUGCCAUCUUGUUCAGUUGGUAAAAACAAUCUUUGAAUUGAACUGUUUUCACUAUUCUCGUAUCUUCUUGUUGAGAUUGAUUUUUUUUCUUCUAUGAAAAAAAUAAACAAAGGUUGUUUAUGCAUAAAAUCACCUGACAAUUAGUUAUUUUUAUGACGACUUUCUCGCAAUUCAAACCAAAAUGAUCAAUAGAGAAGUGAUUAUAGAAGACUUUAUUGUUAUUUUGAUGGAACAAAAUCUUUACAAUUAUCUUAUUCUGAGAAAAAAACAAACGCACACAUAUACAUCAUGAAAUCGAUUUGUUUUGUCGGCUUAGAUACAUGUUUUGUAUUAUAACAUUAUGCUAUGUCAUUAAGACAGAGUAUAUAUAUAUGUAUGAUUUGUUUUUGUUAAAUUUCUCUUUCAUUCUUUAGUUAGAUUUGUAUGUAUGUAUGUGUGGUAAACACUUAUCACAUCAACUAUUAUGGAAUGUAUUUAUCCAAAAUAUUCAUAGUCAUUUUUACUUACUAACUCAAUUAUGUUGUUAACUGUAAUUAAAUUGUAUAACUCUUUUGUAUAUAACAGAAAUUAUUAUGUUUACUCUCUGUCUCUUCUCAUAUGUGAUUCUCUUCAUAAAUACAUUUUGAAUAUAUAAUUUUCUCCGU